Messenger RNA from Salarias fasciatus (jewelled blenny), 1016 nucleotides. Its product is annotated as C-X-C motif chemokine 13-like. The transcript has 4 exons. Gene Ontology annotation, molecular function: chemokine activity. The record is from RefSeq and is a predicted model, not a curated record. The coding region runs from base 38 to 343 and encodes 101 amino acids. Lineage: Eukaryota; Metazoa; Chordata; Actinopteri; Blenniiformes; Blenniidae. Gene Ontology annotation, biological process: immune response. Gene Ontology annotation, cellular component: extracellular region.
CUGCAGCUGGAAGAAGAUCCACCGAAGCGGUGAGAAGAUGAAGAACGCUCUGCUCGUCCUGGCUGCUCUGACCCUCUGCUGCUGCUUCACCUGCCUGCACAGUUCUCCGCCACGGCAUUGCCGCUGCAUUGGAGUAGUUCCUUGCUGUGUCCCCAGGAGGUUCAUCAGGAAAAUUGAAGUGAUUCCCAAUUCAGGAAACUGUCGUCGCACUGAAGUGAUAAUCACCAGAAAGAACAACUCCACGGACUGUGUCAGUCCGAACGACCCGCGGCUCAAAGGUUUACUCCAGUCCAUGAGCCUGAGACAAAGGAGAGCCGCGGUGAAAGCUCCCGCUGUGCAGUAGAGUGGAUCAGGCCAAGUGUCAUUCAGCAACAUGAAAAGAUGGACAUCAACGCCAGACUGGACUGGAGUCCACUCAGAUUACCAGACACUUCUGUUCCUUCUGUUUUCCUUUCAUUUGAAGAUGCAGCAGUUGAAUUAAGCAGAUCCGUCCACAGACAUGUAGGCCUUUUAUCCAGAUAAAAAACCUUCAACACAAACAGAAAAAUGUUAAAUGCUGAAUGUUGAAUUAUGGAAACAGCAUUGAAUAAUUACAACAACAAGUAUUUAACCCAUGAAGUGCCUUAUUUCACUAAAUCUUAUGUUAAAGGUAUGUAAAGUGACUUUAGUUCAAAUCAAUCACUGCAUGAAUUCCUCUUAUAAUGUUCAGAAUUAAACCUUUGCCCAUUCAAAUUCAUCAUGAAGAAUAUAAAAUAGAUAAAAAUACUGAUAUUAUUCAUCCAAAGCAAUGUUUUUGUUUCAUGUUUAAAAAUACAAGACUUAAGGAUUGAAUAUAAGGAAGUUUUAUUUAGUUAUUUCUUCAAUAAUUACAUAAAAAAUACUGUGAAUGUUUGUGCAGCUAAAUAUAAUGCUCAAUAGUUUUUCCGACUAACUGGAUCUGUUGGAUUUUCUCUGUGAAAGUGUCUACAAAUGACUGUGUUGUAAUCACAGCUAUAUAAAUAAAGCUGAAUUGAAUU